Messenger RNA from Sorghum bicolor (sorghum), 3420 nucleotides. RefSeq lists its product as uncharacterized. The transcript is spliced from 4 exons. The coding region runs from base 981 to 3077 and encodes 698 amino acids. Lineage: Eukaryota; Viridiplantae; Streptophyta; Magnoliopsida; Poales; Poaceae. The record is from RefSeq and is a predicted model, not a curated record.
AAACUUUGUGAGAGAGAUAAGUGUGUCAUGUAUUAAUAGUGAAUAGCUAACUAUUGUAUGAUGAGUGAGUUGGAAGAAAGCUGCAAGGAAUCUUACGGUCAACAAGUGAGUUGUAUUAUUAACUUGCUCUAAGGCUAGUCUCAAUGCAUAGUUUCAUGACACAGUUACCAAGACUGUAAACUAGGUAACCGAGCCACAAGAGUUUCAUGAGGAUAAAACUCCUCUCUCAUUUGAUAAAACUCAUUCACUUAAUGACCCUACCAACCCUAUUUAAUGUUCAUGACAUUAUCAUGAAACAUAUAUUGAGACUGACCUAAAAUACAUAUCUAGGCACCCAUAAGACAUGUGCAUCCCUCUAGUUUGCUAUAGCUUCGCCACUGCAUUCACCGUCAACAAGUUUGAUGGCAGUAGUACGUUGCACCUGUGGGGUAUUUGCCAUUUGCCAUGCUUGGAGCGGUGCUAUCUGUGUGUGGUGAAUGGAGCACCAACCUGUUCCGACACCGGCGACUCCAUGGCAUAUUGGCAUGGCCUCUACGUUACGUCGAGCCACGCCUCGCGCGCCCGAUGGGCACUGCCGCUACUGGGUGUCACACACGGGAGUGGCGUAAAGCAAAAGGGUCCAACCGUCCGGUCAUCACGGAUUCAUGGCAUCACGUGAGUACGUGAUCGCGAGGGCACCCCACAAGGCCACAGCCACACAGACACAGGCAGCUUCGUUGCGCACGGGACGCGGCACGCGGGCGGCGGUUGGCAAAAGCCAAAGCGUAGGCUUUCGGUCGCGGUCGGUCGCGGCACAGUGGCACACCAUCGCCUCCGCGUCGCUUUGGAUGCGACUGGCAGCACGGGGCUCCCGAGACCUGAGAUGAGAAGAAAGCAGAGAGGGAUGCAUGCCGCGGUGAGCACUGAGAGUGAGAGGACUGAGGGCGCGCGGCUUCGGAGUCGGAGACAAGACCGCUAGACUCCGCCACGCGGGUUCGGCAAUGGGGAUGGCGGCGGACGCGACGACGGCCAUGACCAUCGACUUCCUCCGCGCGCGCCUCCUCUCCGAGCGCUCCGUCUCUCGCGCCGCCAAGGAGCGGGCCGACCACCUUGCCAAGCGGGUGGUGGAGCUGGAGGAGCAGCUCCGGACGGUGACGGCGCAGCGGCGCAAGGCGGAGCGGGCGGCCGCGGAGGUGCUCGCCAUCCUCGACGCCCAGGGCUUCGGCCGCCUAUCCGACGCCGGGGACGACUCAGGCUCAGAGGACGAGGCUGGCACGGGCGACCGCGACCCCGAUGCCGCCGAGAGGGACGGGGGCGGCGGGAAUGCGGCGGAGGACGCGCUGUCGGGGUCGGAGCCGGGAGCCCCGGCGGCGGCGGCGGCGGCGGCUGCUCAGGCCGGGGGCUUGUCAUGGAGAGGCCGCGCCGCGAGCCCCGACGAAUGCGAGAGGCGGCGGCCGAUGCACCAGCAGCACAGGAGCAGGCAGCCAAGGCAGAGGCACGGCCACGGUCACAGGAGGGGCUACUUUUACUCUUCCCGCGCCGCGGAUUCGUCGCCCAAGUACCACCCGGGGCAGUCGUGCCGGAAGAUCAAGAAGAAGGAGCUGACGAGAUCUCAGACAGGAGGCGAGGAGGAGGGCAACGACAAUGCAGUGGAGAGCACGGAGGACGGGCAGGGGAGAUCAGACUGUACUGUUUGCACUGAUGAGCCGGCUGAUUUUGAUGGCGAGGUGAGCCAAGAUUGGCGUGGGUCUUCUAGUAAUGGAGGAGUGGAGGAUCGUGAUGAUCGUGCCAUGGUAUAUGAGAAGGAUGGGGAGAUGGAGAGGGUACUCGAGAAGCAGGCCGAGCUAAUUGGACAGUUCGAGGCUGAAGAAAAUGCUCAGAGGGAGUGGGAGGAGAAAUUCAGCAAGAACCGGGAUUCAGCUACGGAUAAUAUUAACUUAAACAAUAAGCUAAAUCAGGCUGAAAUUGCUUGUGGGAGGAGGGAGACUGCUCGGGUUGUAGAUAAAGAAGUGGUUUGUGAACAGGCAAGAUCAAGUGACAAUAAUCUUCAUUGCAUCAACAACCCCUCUGAAUGUCUACCAAACGGCCCUGUUUCAGAAUUGCCCCAAAAUGUAGCCAAAGAUAGUAUUAUUGAACAGUGCAAAUCUGAUGGGUUUGGUCAUGAUUGUGUAGUGACUACUGCAGCAGUAAUUCCAAGCCACGGUGAACUGCAGGUUAGGAAGGCUGCGCUGACAACUAAAAGCAAUCCUGAAGGAAGUGGCAAUAAUCCUGGGAAACCAGCUCUGCCACCACAGGGAAGCUGUGAUAACAGACUAAAUGUAGAACAUCGAAGGGGUCAAGGAGAUGAAAAUUCAGACAGUGGUUCAAGCUGCCAUGUGAAGGCUCGAUCUUCUGAGCGAUACAUAGACACAUCAUCAGUUGGGAGCCCGCUAAGUGAUACCCCUAAAAGCGAAGUCUCAGAAUGGAGCUCCUCAUGCUUCCAUAACCAUACCGAUAACCAACUUGAUACACAAUUUCAGCAAUGCUCAAACAAAGAUGUAGGAGGGGUGCUAGAGGCCCUUCAACGUGCCAAGAUGUCUCUCAGAGCAAAGCUGAGCUGGCCAAGUCCUCCCAGCCAGAACAUAUUGGCACUUCAAGCACCGGAUGAUUUGCCAGUCAACGGCAUGGAACUUUCACUCAGCAGGUCAACCCCUCUCAGUCAGGAAAUAUUGGCACUACCAACACCAGAGGACUACCUUAACAGGGUCUUACCACAUGAUGAGGUGAAAGUACCAGUAGGUCCUGCUGGUUUGUUUCGUUUGCCAACAGAUUCGUUUCCCAGAAAUGAGAUGGCCUCAAGGGACGGCUAUGGUUCAAGGUUCAGUUUGACCUCGAUGAGUCCAUCCUACGUAUGGUCAAGCUACCAUGCUGAUCAUAUUAUGCCAGCUCUGUCCUUUUCUGACUAUGGUUCUGGGUUGUCACUGGAUCCAUACUAUGAUCCUCCAAGUUCCAUGUUGCUAUCCAUGCCCGCUGCUGGUGGGCGUAGCGUCCCUGUGUCAGAUUUCAGAAUAGGGGAUGGUUCCUUCCUCCGAGAAGUUCCACGGCCUGGCAACUAUUAGGGUGAUGCCUUCUGGAGACACAACUACACCCUUCAAGUACGGUCAUGGUUAGGGGAACUCUCAGAAAGUACAAACGCAUCUGUUCAUGCUUUGAAAAAACUAUCAAAAAGUUCAACUGUACCUGUCCAUGCUUCAAAUCUCACGUCUGUGUUGGUGUUAGAUGCCAUUUGUUGCAUCGAUUUUGUCUUAGAUUUGGUAGUGAUGUAUACCAUGUAGUGUGGCAAACUAAGAACAAGUUCUGUUUGUAAGCAGUAUUGGUGUUUGAAAUAUUAUUCCGUCUGUCCGAUGUAAGUUAUGAUAAGGUACUAGGAUGGCAAUAAAGCUAUUUUUUUUAACGGAAACA